Molecule: messenger RNA, 1509 nt
Organism: Frankliniella occidentalis (western flower thrips)
Lineage: Eukaryota; Metazoa; Arthropoda; Insecta; Thysanoptera; Thripidae
Exons: 6
Coding region: 643-1326 (227 amino acids)
Source: RefSeq, a predicted model, not a curated record
AGCGCGGCGGGCCACAAGGUGACUUCAUCCCCAUUGUGAUUCGGUGAACGUCCGCUCCGCUCGCUCGCACUGUGGUGUGUGCGGCACGUCCCUCUACCCGCCCGAGGCAGCCGUGGCCACAGUGCGUAGCCCGGCCGCACCGUGUUGUCGAGAGCCCUGCGCGACGGCAGUACCCCCUGCUGCGUACCUGGAGCGCGUGGUGCUGCUGUUGCUGCCGCUGCCCGAGCCGAGCGCCCGCGCACCGCACGAUAGGCCACCCGCUCCGGGCCGGCGCGUGCGAGCUGCCUACCCAGAGGCUGACGGGCGCUCCCCGCCGCUGAGCUGCGCCGCCGCUACCGCUGCUCUGCUGACAGCGCUGCUGACCUUACCCUUCGGCCGCCUUGACAAGGGCACGGCGCUCGUCAUUAGCGUGAGAUAGCUCGCCGUAAACGGUCAGUGUUAUACGGCUUGAUUGGCAGGCAGGCCUGACGGGCUCGCGGGCUCCUGGACACGGCUGACACGGCGGUGACGCCAUCCCCGAGGCCGGGACGGGGCACUGUGUGGGCUCGGCUCGACCCGGGCGGACGGUGUGGCUCCAGGCUGCAGGACGGAUGUGGCGUCUAAGGGCCCCCUGUAGGGUCCCCGCUCCCCGCGCCCCGCGCCAUGGCCGUCAUACGCUCCUUCUGCUCCGCCUUCUCCAUUCGCCUGGGCUCCAUCAUCGUCGGAGCCGUGUGCCUGAUGCAGGCGGUGGCGAUGGAGGUGGCUUGCCUUGUAGGGCUGCAAGACGUACACAUGGUCUCUCAAAACUUGAAUGAGUUCAUGUUCGAGAGAGACUUCUUGUUCGCCUCUAGCUUUCUUAACAGUAUAAAAAAGAACCCAGAGCCAUUUCUCGUGGGAACACUUAUAAUUUUGUUGGUGUACUCCUUUUCCUGCAUUCUAUUGAUUGUCGGCGCACUUAAGUUGAACGUGUGGCUGGUGGUGCCCUUCGUAGCUGUCGAGUUUCUUCGCUUGUGCGCCAACCUAGCCAUCCUGGUGGCGGGCAUGCUCAUCCUCAAGAAGAACAGCCUGGACCUGGGGCCCCUCAUGGGUGGCAGUUGUGGUGGUGGCUUCUUCAUGCUGCUCAUGAUAUACCUGUGGACGUGCCCGCUGAGCCUGGCGCAGGAGCUGCUGCGGCGCCGGCGCGAGGACCGGCCCAAGGGGAGCCCCGUCCGCGUGCUCAACGGCGCCGCCCUCACGGACGCGACCGCCCUCGAGGCCAAGCUGUGGCGCCACACCACGCACGUGACGCAGUACCCUUACGUGUCCCAGUACCCGUCGUACCGAGGGUACCCCAUCUACAUCGAGUAGCAGCCGCCGCCGGUGAGCUUCACGCACGGGUGUGCAAUAAUAGCAGCGGCGCUUUUACAUUGUAAAGUAUGUUUUUAUCUCUAAAAAACAAACACACAUUUUAAAAAAACCUACUGUUUGAUGGAACUUAAUAGGUUUUCUUCUCUACAACUGUACUAAUAAAAAUCAACAACAAAGUAACAA